UUUGGUCAUUCAUGUCAUUCGCUAAACUUAUGAGGACUUCUAAUUAAUUUUUCAUUCCUCCCCUUAAAGCUAAUUAAUUUUUCAUUCGUCCCCUGCAAGCUAUGUAUACCUCCAUGUACAGAUCAAAUCCACAUUCUCUCUCUCUCCAAAUUCAUUCUCUCUCUCCUGUAAAGCUAUGGCGGUGCCUCUCCCCAAAGGCCUUCCAUUUUCAGUGGAUACAUGGAACCGAUCAUCGAUAACGAAGAAUUACCACUUUCUUACCCAUGCCCACAAAGACCACAUCAUUGGAAUCGCCAACCAUGGCUCCUAUCCCAUCUACUGUACCAACAUAACCAAGCUUUUAGUCCUUCUUCAAACUCCACAGCUCGAAGAAACCUGGUUUGUUGAGUUGAGGGAUGGAGAGUCGGUGGAAAUCAAAGACCCAGGUUGCGCUUUCACUUUCACCGCUUUCGAUGCCAACCAUUGCCCAGGGGCCAUCAUGCUUUUGUUCGAGGGUGACUUUGGCAGUAUUCUGCAUACCGGUGAUUGUAGGCUUACUUACAAUUGCCUAGAAUAUUUACCACUCAAGUAUAUAACCAAAACAGGGAGAAAAUCUGUUGGAUGUCUGGAUUACUUAUUCCUCGAUUGCACAUUUGCGAGAUACCCUUCAAGGAUUCCAAGCAAGAAAGCUGCUAUUGAACAGGUCAUCAGUUGCAUAUGGAAGCACCCAGAUGCCCCCUUUGUCUAUCUGGCUUGUGAUCUUCUUGGACAGGAGGAGAUCCUUAUUGAGGUAUCAAAAACAUUUGGAUCCAAGAUAUUUGUAGAUGAUUCUAUCAAUCCUGAGUUUUCCAAAAUUCUCUCCAUCACGGCACCCCACAUCCUCUGUCAAGAUUCCUCUUCACGUUUCCAGGUAUGUGAAGGAUAUUCAACCCGACUGUAUGAAAAGGCACAGGUGAAGCUAAUAGAGGCAAAAAACAAUAUGCAACCUGAGCCUCUAUUUAUCCGACCAUCCACCCAAUGGUACGCAUGUCAAGAGGGCAUUGAUAAUAUGAAACAAUGCAAGCAGAGAUUGAAAGAAGCAGAGAGAGACCAAUUUGGGGUAUGGCAUGUUUGUUACUGUAUGCACUCCUCCAGGGAAGAGCUUGAACUAGCCCUGAAAAGGCUCCAACCCAAAAGAGUCAUUUCCACCACGCCGAAUUUUAGGGCCAUGGAGCUUAACUAUGUAAGAAAGAACUGUUCCUUGUCUUCUAUAAUGGACAAUGACCCGCUGUGGAAGCUUCUUGACAUCAGAGCAGAUAACCCAACUCUUUUAAGCUCAUGUGCAUUAUCCAGAAGUGAUGAGUUAACAAGAGAGGUGGUUUCUCUGGAAGAACAAGAUUCAACACUAAGAAUCUCCACAAAUGUUGAUAAAGAGUUGAAGCUUUGUAAUUCCACCAUGACCAACUCUGCAAAUUUAGUUAAAGAGGGGAAGACAUCUGAUAUUUCCAUGACCAGAGCAACAAAUGUGGAUAAAAAGUUGGGUAAUUAUACUUCCAUCAUGGCAAAAUCCACAAAUUUAGACGAUGAAUUAAUGACCUCUACUUCAACCACAACCAGCUCAACAAAUUUAAGUGAACGGUUUUCACAGACUUAUGAUUUCACCAGAAAUCAUGCGGAAGAGAUCGUGGAUUUGUCUUCUCCACCACUCAGUAGCAGACCCAUUACUCUCUUUGGAAAAGCAAGAAUGGGCCUUCAAGAAUCGCCUCCCCGUCCCCUACAGAAGGAUACCCUUUCAGUAAACAAAAAUAGGAUUCCUGGAACAGUGCCCAUUGAUUCGUUGCAGAAGGUCCCUUAUAAAGAAGAUGUAACCUUGAAAGAGAAUGAGGCCACCGCUGAUACAAGCAAUGAGUAUUUGAGACAUGAAGGCGGGAUUGGGCCAAGAGAGAGGAUCACUAACAUUGGUGCCUCCAGGACUCUUGAUCCGAGCCUUAGGAAGUUAUAUAGGGCCAUGAAUGUUCCAGUGCCCCGGCCUCUUCCAUCUUUGACAGAACUUAUCAGAGUUGCGAAACAAGCUAGGAGGGAAUAUGGAAAGAGAUGAAGUUCUGCAUCUCAAUAUUGCAAUUGUUUAAUGAUUUUUUGCUGAUGUAUGUCUUAAUAAUUUGUGUAAUUCAUCCCACAAACAUUUGUUCCAUAUGCAUGCUCUUCAGUGCCCAAUGCAUGCUUACAUUCAAUAAAGGUUCAACAGAUUUUCUUA
This is a messenger RNA of Amborella trichopoda, 2212 nucleotides long. RefSeq names its product DNA repair metallo-beta-lactamase family protein. Gene Ontology annotation, biological process: interstrand cross-link repair; double-strand break repair via nonhomologous end joining. The record is from RefSeq and is a predicted model, not a curated record. Gene Ontology annotation, molecular function: damaged DNA binding; 5'-3' DNA exonuclease activity. NCBI's taxonomy places the organism in Eukaryota, Viridiplantae, Streptophyta, Magnoliopsida, Amborellales, Amborellaceae.